AUGGCAGAAAGUUUUGAGAAAAUUAGCAAAAAAUUUCACAAUUAUUGUGAUUCUGAUAAGAAUAUUAAAAAAAAUAAUAAUGAUGAUGAGAAAAAUAAGGAAAAAAAUUUUUCUAGUUUAUCAACAUUACCUUUUCCAUUAUAUAAUGAAGAUUCAUUGGAUGAAAAUAGUAGUAAUUUUGAUAAUCAAAACUUUGGAAAUUUAAUUCAUGAAAAAAUAUAUUCUAUUGAAAAAAGAAAUGCUAGAGAAAGAACUAGAGUACAUACUGUUAAUCAGGCUUUUUUGGUACUAAAACAUCACAUUCCAUCAUUAAGAAUUUUCACAAAAAGAGUUUCAAAAUUAAAAAUACUUCGUGCAGCAAUAUUGUAUAUUGACACUUUAUCCAAUUUAUUAAAGGAUCAAAGAUUAACAAUAAACUCCACUACUAUGGAAAUUGGAAGAGGAAAUAAUAAUUUAUCAAAUACAACCAUAAUAUCUCCAGAAACUUCUACAUUUAAUAUGUUAUCUUUUCAAACUCAUUUUAGUCCAGCACUAGUUGCUGCUCAUACAUUUCCAUAUUUUGAUUAUGAUUCUUUUUAUGGAAGAGUAAAUUAUCAAACAAAUUCAAAUAAUGAUUUAUUAAAUUCAUCAGUAAAAAAUCCCUAUUCAUUAGAAUCACUUUAUAAUCAACAAUCUUUUAUGAGUAAUGCUUUUUAUAAUAUUGAAAUUUAG
Strongyloides ratti is the source of this 711-nucleotide messenger RNA. Its product is annotated as Myc-type, basic helix-loop-helix (bHLH) domain-containing protein. NCBI's taxonomy places the organism in Eukaryota, Metazoa, Nematoda, Chromadorea, Rhabditida, Strongyloididae. Gene Ontology annotation, biological process: developmental process; regulation of transcription by RNA polymerase II. Gene Ontology annotation, molecular function: protein dimerization activity; DNA-binding transcription factor activity, RNA polymerase II-specific; RNA polymerase II transcription regulatory region sequence-specific DNA binding. The record is from RefSeq and is a predicted model, not a curated record. The transcript is spliced from 2 exons. Bases 1 to 711 code for a protein of 236 amino acids.